Phlebotomus argentipes is the source of this 1031-nucleotide messenger RNA. Its product is annotated as retinol dehydrogenase 11-like. The record is from RefSeq and is a predicted model, not a curated record. Lineage: Eukaryota; Metazoa; Arthropoda; Insecta; Diptera; Psychodidae. The transcript is spliced from 4 exons. The coding region runs from base 21 to 1031 and encodes 336 amino acids.
GCGUUGAACAUUGAAGCGCGAUGGUGUGCAGUGGUUGUUCUGGAGGAAUGUUCCUCUUGGGAGCAGGAUUAGCGCUGGUGAUCCUUUACUUCUACAGGAAAUACAUCGAAGGUCCUCAAUUUAGGAAGGAUGACGUGAAAAUGAACGGGAAAGUCGUGAUUAUAACAGGAGCGAACACAGGUAUUGGGAAGGAAACCGCGUUGGAUUUGGCGAGGAGAAAUGCCAAAAUCUACUUGGCGUGCAGAGAUCGCGAUCGUUGCGAAGCUGCUCGUCAAGAAAUCAUCGAGAAAACAGGAAACACAAAGAUUUACAAUCGUCAUCUGGACUUAACAACCUUGAAAUCAGUAAGGAAAUUCGCCGAGGAAUUCAUGAAGGAAGAAAAGCAUUUGGAUGUUCUCAUCAACAAUGCUGGAGUUUUCUUUUUACCGCAUUCAAUUUCUGAAGAUGGCUGUGAAUCAACCUUGCAAAUCAACCAUUUAUCGCAUUUUCUGCUGUCUCAUCUUCUGCUUGAGCACCUGAAGAAAGCUCCGCAAGGAAGAAUCGUGAAUGUUUCAAGUCUUGCGUAUGGAAAUGGCAAUAUUGAUAAGAACGAUCUUCACCUGAAAAAGUCCUUUGGAAAAAUGAGAGCUUAUGGUAACUCAAAACUCGCUCAAGUUCUCACAACUCAGCGAUUCGCCAGAGAACUCAAGGGCACCAAUGUGACGACUUACAGUCUUCAUCCUGGAGUUAUUGUUACGGAGAUUUGGCGCAAUAUGAACAUUCCAAGGAUCAUUAUUUCGAUUUUAAUACCUAUUAAUAAAUUUCUAUUCUGCAAAUCUCUGAAAUCCGGCGCUCAGACGACAAUUCGAUGUGCCGUUGAUCCUGAAUUGGCCACAGUUUCUGGAAAAUACUUCAGUGACUGUGAAGAAGUGAAGGAGUCGAAAUUACUUCCUCCAGGCAAAGAUGAGGAAAUCAGUGAAUUCAUCUGGCAGGAAAGUCUGCGAUUGGCCAAAAUUCCCAGAGAUUUUGUGUACAGCAAGAAAAAGCAGUAA